AUGAGAUUGGUCAAGUGUUGGUUUUGCUCUUCUACAGUAUAUCCAGGACAUGGUAUCCAGUUUGUCCGCAACGAUGCAAAGAUUUUCAGGUUCUGUAGGUCUAAAUGCCACAAGAACUUCAAGAUGAAGAGGAAUCCGCGUAAGGUUAAAUGGACUAAAGCAUUCAGAGCGGCACAUGGAAAGGAUAUGACUCAGGAUACAACGUUUGAGUUUGAGAAGAAGAGAAACAGACCUGAGAGAUAUGACAGGAACGUUGUACAGGACACUCUCAUAGCCAUGAAGAAGAUUAGCAAAAUCAAAGACAAAAGAGAAGCAGAUCACAUAUGGAGGAGGUUGAAGCCAAACAAAAAGAAGAUACGCGAGGAUGCAACCAACGAGAUUGAUCAAAACAGUUCAUUGACUGUGGCACCAGGUGCACGGAAGGACAAAGUCUUGGUCUCCACAAGCAAGUCUGUUCAAAACGAAGCCAUGGAAGAGUGA
Molecule: messenger RNA, 480 nt
Organism: Microthlaspi erraticum
Lineage: Eukaryota; Viridiplantae; Streptophyta; Magnoliopsida; Brassicales; Brassicaceae
Source: the annotation of a GenBank genome assembly